Molecule: messenger RNA, 333 nt
Organism: Dovyalis caffra
Lineage: Eukaryota; Viridiplantae; Streptophyta; Magnoliopsida; Malpighiales; Salicaceae
Source: the annotation of a GenBank genome assembly
AUGGACCUAUAUUCUCAAAGGGAGAAUUCUGUCACUGAUCGCAGCGACAAUCCAGGUUCGAAAGCCGAAGAAAAGUAUAGCGAAGCAUUUUCUAAACAUGAAAAAAGCUUCCAUAGUGAAAUGGGCAGAGUGGAAAAUUGGAGGGCAGAUCUUAAAGAAGCUGCAGACCUGGCAGGAAUAGUCCUCCAAGACAGGACUGAAUGGAUUAAUGGAUUCUUACCCAAUUAUACAUUUCAAUUCUAUGCGAUCUUUAGCAUCAAUAUGAUCAGUAGGAGGAUUCAUGUCAAAUCCUUAACUUCUUCUAGGCUGCCAGAGCAAUCCUCAUGGCCUUAG